CGAAUCACACAUGUUCUUCACUUAACCAAAAUGGCAUCUUUCAACGAUACAACGCCAUUCACUGUUCAGGCGGACCCUGGCACUGACAUCUGGAGAAAGCCCGGACACAACGCGUGGAACAUCCCAAACGUUCAUACUAGCACGGGUCCUCUUAAGAACUUCCUCUCAGUUCGCGUCACGUUCUCGGCUCCCUGGGCCCACUCUUACGACCAAUCUGGCGUGCUUCUUGUGCCGCGGCUAGCCUCAGAUGUAGCAUCUCCAAACAGUAAAUGGAUCAAGACGGGAAUUGAGCUGUACGAUGGCCAGCCACACCUGAGCACAGUCACAUGCGACCGGUAUGCCGACUGGGGCCUCUAUCCUCUGACCCUAAGCGAUGACGAGGAUGUGAAGAGCGUAACAAUUGAGGUUUUUCGAGACGGAGGCGCCCAAGGUAAGAACGCCUGGGUACACCACUUGCUGCUGGACAAGGAUGGAAACGUCAAGAGAAAGAUCCCAUUGAGGAAAAUUUGUUGGAUAUUUGUGGAUGAGAAUGAGGGCGAUUGGGUCUUGGAUGUCAGUCCGUUAGCUGCAAGACCCGAUAAAGAUGCCAAGGGUAAACUGAGAGUCGAGUUUGCCGAGUUUAAGGUGCAGUGGAGCUAGUAGACUGAGCAAAUGCCGGGUGUGCCAUGGCAAGAUGCCGAUUAGUUACCGCAUGAGUGACGAUCAAUUUACAAGGUUGUUUGAUAUGUCGAAGAA
This is a messenger RNA of Colletotrichum phormii, 735 nucleotides long. RefSeq lists its product as uncharacterized. Lineage: Eukaryota; Fungi; Ascomycota; Sordariomycetes; Glomerellales; Glomerellaceae. The transcript is spliced from 2 exons. The record is from RefSeq and is a predicted model, not a curated record. The coding region runs from base 31 to 639 and encodes 202 amino acids.